This is a messenger RNA of Papilio polytes (common Mormon), 2653 nucleotides long. It is a transcript of the gene Cog3, whose product is annotated as conserved oligomeric Golgi complex subunit 3. Bases 100 to 2571 code for a protein of 823 amino acids. Gene Ontology annotation, cellular component: cis-Golgi network; membrane; COG complex. The transcript has 11 exons. The record is from RefSeq and is a predicted model, not a curated record. Lineage: Eukaryota; Metazoa; Arthropoda; Insecta; Lepidoptera; Papilionidae. Gene Ontology annotation, biological process: intracellular protein transport; intra-Golgi vesicle-mediated transport; Golgi organization.
AAAUGUCAACUGUCAACGUCAAAGACGUUGGUCGUAUGACGUCAAAUGAAACAAAUGUAAUUUGUUUUCAUUUUCAAAUUAUCGUCUUUCCAUGAAAACAUGGAUAAUAUGUCCUUAAAAGAAAUUCAAACAAAGCUGCUACAAUGGGAAACGUCUGAUAAUCCAUUAGCAUCUUUAACUUCCAAUCAAAGAGAAGCAAUUCUUGACUUAGAAUCGCUGUUACUUGGAAUAACUCCUGAGUAUGAACAACAGGAGAAAACUGAGAUUUGUAGUGAACAAGAAGAAGGUACAACGAUGCCAGAGAUAGAAAACACAUUCGAAUUCUUGGACUGGUAUGAACAGCUGAAUGAAACCAGUGUAAAAGCAGAUGAUGCUCCAUAUGAAGCAUAUUAUAAACAAUUGGAGGACAGGAGGAAUGAAUGUGUCUCUUUAACUGAUCAGAUAAAAGCAACAAUGACAGACCUGAACAAGCUAUCAGAGGAAUAUAAUUUGGUGUCAAACAAAACAAAUGCUCUUCACACUAUGAGUGAACAAUUGCUGGCCGAUCAGACCAAGCUCUCUGACAUUGGAGAUAAUAUCAAACAGAAAUUGCACUAUUUUACACAAGUUGAACAUUUGUCACAGAGGUUGAACAGUCCAACAAUGUCAGUGAACAGUGAAGCAUUCUUUAAGGUUUUAGCUAAGAUUGAUGAAUGUUUGGAUUAUAUGAGAUCACAUAGCAACUUCAAAGAAUCACAUACAUUUCUUGUGAAAUACAGACAUCUACAAAACCGUGGCAUUUCCUUGAUCCGAUCUUAUAUCAUCCUAGUUCUCAACCAGGCGACUGAGCAAGUGCUCAUUACUGAAGAAGACUCAAAUGAUCAGGAGACAAUGGACACUGCAUAUGCAGUUUACUUCGGGAAGUUUCAAGCCGUUGCUCCCAAGUUGAGGAUGGUUAUUGAUGAGAUUGAAAAGAGAGCCGAAAAUAAUGAAGAGUACGCGACGCUGCUGGGGGAGGCGCAGCGCGAGUACCUGUCGCGGCGCGGCGAGGGCGCGGGGCGCGCGGCGGGCGCGGCGCUGCGCGCGGCGGGCCGCGAGCACUGCGCCGCGCUGCGCGCCGCCUGCUCGCUGCUGGCGCUGGCUUGCCGCGACGAGUGGGCGCUAUACUCCAACCUGUUCAGCCAGCCCUCGCCUGCCUUGCAUGAGUACCUGCAGUCGCUGUGCACGGGGCUGUACGAGCAGCUGCGGCCGCAGAUCAUACACAUCAACCACCUGGAGACACUCGCGGAGCUCUGCGUCAUCCUGCGCAUUGAGGUCAUCGAGGAGCAAGUCAACAAUGACCCGGCGCUGGGCGCGCUGGGGCUGGCGGCGCGCGCGCUGCUGCAGGACGCGCAGGAGCGGCUGGUGUUCCGCGCGCACGUGCACCUGCGCCGCGACGUGCUGCUGUACCGCGCCGCGCCCGGAGACCUCGCCUACCCCGACAAGCUGCAGAUGAUGGAGGAAAUCGCGCUCUCGAUACAAGAGCAAAGCUUGAAACGCAGCGACUCUCGCAAUUCUAUGGUCUCAGACGUGUCUGCCACGUCACAGGAGGUGGCUAACAUUAACUCUGAAGCCCAGCGCCGCCCCUCGGCCCCGCUCGCCGCCCCGCCCAACGCCUCGCCUGCGGAUCUCCACGGCAUGUGGUACCCCGCCGUAAGGCGCACACUAGCAGCACUCUCCAGGCUCUACCGCUGUCUGGAGAAAAGAGUAUUCCAAGGCCUGGCGCAGGAAGCCAUCUCCCUCUGCGUCCAGAGCGUCGACAACGCCGCCAAACAAAUAUCAGCCACCAAGACCAAUAUUGACGGAGAAUUGUUCCAAAUAAAACAUUUGCUCAUCCUAAGAGAACAGAUUGCUCCGUUCCAAGUUGAUUUUGUGAUUAAAGAAACGACUUUGGACUUCAGCAAUAUGAAGAACGCGGCGUACGGCCUCAUGCAGAAGCCGAGGCAGAUAUUUUCGUUGAACAGCAACAAUGCUUUGCUAGAAUUCCUACUAGAAGGAACGCCCAUGGUCAGGGAACAUCUACUGGACUCAAGAAAGGAAGUGGAUAGACAACUCAAGAAUUGUUGCGAAAUGUUUAUAAAACAUGCAACAGAAAUAUUGGCAGGUCCACUAGCAGUCUUUAUUGAGAAGGUUCAAGCUCAAAGUUCAGACAACCCAAAAGAAAAAAUCUUACCCGAGGAGAUUGCAGUUGCCGUGAAAGAGGCUCAAAAACUUAUCAAAGCUCACUUAGCGCCACUACAACGUUCAAUGCAAUUAUACUUGGCAAAUAAAGAAACCGAGUUCAUAUUGUUCAGACCUAUUCGGAAUAAUGUUGUUGGUUAUUUCAUCCAAGUUGAACAGUUCCUAAAUAACUCUGGAUAUACUUAUGAAGACAAUCUCAUUGUUGCUUGUCCUACUCCGGAGCAAGUGUCAGUGUUCAUAUCCUCUGCCAGUCUCAUAAGCCACAAUGAGCCAGUGUUGCCAUAUGGCAAGAAAAGGAAGACAAGUACAGCUAGAAAGCCUAAUGUUGCCAAAAUUGAAGAAAAUGUUGGUGCUAGUAAUCCAGUUCCAUAAAUGUAGCAUUUAUUGUAACAUUAGAUUUUUUAUGUUAUUAUUAUAAUGAUUAUAAUUUAUUUAUAAAUAAAAGCAAUUAAAA